Bactrocera oleae (olive fruit fly) is the source of this 3162-nucleotide messenger RNA. The record is from RefSeq and is a predicted model, not a curated record. Lineage: Eukaryota; Metazoa; Arthropoda; Insecta; Diptera; Tephritidae.
GCAAAUGUCAAAAAUCGGUAAAUAACGUAAGAUUUCUCUGUACGAUACGUUCACAUGCCAAUUUUGUAUCUCAUCAAAGUAAUUAAAUAACCGACAUAUUCGUUUUUGUAAAUGGCAAUGGAAUUUGAAAUUUUAAUUUUGUUCAACGUAAUAGUGAUUGUCAUAAACACGCGAAACACAGCUCUAUUAUAAGUUUGUAAAAGGCAAAAACAACAACCGAUCCAUUGAAGGAAGUUGAAAGGUGUUCGGGAGAGGACUAAAAGGAAAACUAACUUCCUUCAACAUAAUUGAAAAGAGUUCACCUUGUUACUUCGCUUCAGAUAUAUUUCUCAAUGCUGAUUAUGCUAUUUUCGAAGGCCAGUAUAAAACAAAGCAUUAUAUUUGACAACCAGAAGACGGCAUUUAGAUAGUAUUAGUAGUAGUACCAAAUUUGUUAUACGCUAAUUCGUGGAUUAGUAGCUGUCAAGCAACCUGAUCGUGACCGUAUAAAAAACUUUACACCAGCAAUAACACUUUUAUAUGAGUAAUACUUAUGUACAUUAAUUUGCAGUGACGAAAGUGUAUAUAUAAUAAUUAAGUAGAAAUGAGUGCAUCAAUAAUUGCCAAUUUAUGUGUUUACAUCCUUACCUGGAAUGUAGGAACUCAUCAUCCACAUGAUAUUUCUAUGACUGAUGCUUUGUCGUUAAACGGUACAACAGCCUGCCCGGAACAAAAAUUACCUGAUAUUUACGUUGUGGCAUUACAAGAAGUCAGCACCCAUGCUAAAAAUCAAUUUCUUAAUAUUUUCAAUGAUGAUCCAUGGACAUUUAAGAUUAGUGAGCAUCUUUCCCCCCACGAUUUUAUUAAAGUUGGAACCGAGCAGCUGCAAGGAAUAUUAAUUAUGAUGUUCGCUCAACCCAAGCAUGAACCACAUAUGAAAGAUGUGGAGGUGCAGAGUACUCGUACUGGUUUAGGUGGUUUAUGGGGUAAUAAAGGCGCCGUAAGUAUACGCAUGAGUCUCUAUGGUACCGGUGUGACUUUUGUUGGUGCACAUUUAGCGGCACAUGAUGACAAACUGAGUGAACGUAUCGAAGACUACAAUCAAAUUGUGAAUAAUCAUCACUAUAAAACCCGAAAAUAUCAUAGCAUUUUUGAUCAUGACUACGUUUUUUGGUUUGGUGAUCUUAAUUUCCGUUUAACUGGCAGCGAUUCAGCAUGGGAUGUGCGCGCUUUGGUUGAGCAGGGUAAAUUUGAGGAGUUAUUAGAACGUGACCAAUUAUCAUUGGCACGCAGUACAGGCAAUGCAUUUGCUCUACUCUCUGAAGAACUACCCACUUUCGCACCUACUUUCAAGUUCAUUGAAGGAACUUCUGAAUACGAUUUAAAGCGACGUCCAGCAUGGUGUGAUCGUAUCUUACACCGUGUACAAGAAAAUCGUUAUCCCGAUAUAACCUUAAAUAUAACCCAAUUAUCGUAUAAAUCUCAUCCCAAUUAUACUCUCUCUGAUCACAAACCCGUAUCAGCUGAAUUUAUUUACAAAAUAGAGGCGCAGACUCAAACUGAUGAGGAGUUGUACGAAUUAACCCACGGUGGCAGCAGUACCGAAGCCCCUUUAGCUAGUGUAACUAUCUUAUUUGUUACCACUUUGUUGACAUUUUCGAUAUCGAAAAUGUUCGGCUCGCUCCAUUGUAUUAAUAACUAAACAAAAGCGUUUACAAAUAAGAAAUUAUAAGCAACAAGUCUAAUAAGAAGGAUCAAUUAAUUGACAGCGUGUUAAGUGCCAAAAUGCCCGGCAUAGCGGACAUACUCUAACGUAUUUUUUUUCAAUAUAUUUUUUUUAGUCUCAGAAUUGGUUGUGUUAAAACGUAAAAAGUUAGAAUUUCUUUGCAUAUUGCUUCGUAUUGUAUGCGUGAAUCUCAAUAUGAAGAUUUUGAAAUUAUUUUUAUUAAUAAUAUAUGUAUAUCGUGUUUUUAAUUUUGAAUUUUGCUUGUUUACGUAUAUUGAGGUUUAUAAUUUACAUUAAUUAAAUUAAAUGUUAACUUCGGUUGCGCCGAAGCUAUAAUACCCUUCACAAAUACAAAGGCCCCUUACAAGAACUUGAUUCCGAACGUUCAAUUUGUAUGGCAGCUAUAUGAUAUAGUGAUCUGAUCUGACCAAAUUCUGUGGAGUAUAAUUUGUUGCCUUAAGCAAUAACUCGUGCCUAAUUUCCUGAAGAUACCUUGUCAAAUGAAAAAAAUUUCCAUGCAAGCACUUUACUCCGAUCUUUCAGUUAAUAUGGCAGCUAUAUGCUAUAGUCAUCCGAUCUAUACAAUUUCUUCCUUAAAUAAUAAUACACGCCAAAUUUCAUGAAGAUACUUCGUCAAAUGAAAGAGUUUUCCAUACAAACACUUGAUUCCGUUUGUUCAGUUUAUAUGGCAGCUAUAGUUGUCCGAUAUCGGCCAUUCCGACAAAUGAGCAGCUUCUUUGUUAGAAAAGGACAGGUGCAAAAUUUCAGAUCGAUGUCUCAAAAACUGAGGGACUAGUUCGCGUAUAUACAGACGGACAGACGGACGGACAGACAGACGGACAUGGCUUAAUCAACUCAGCUCGUCACGGUGAUCAUUUAUAUAUAUACUUUAUAUGGUCUCCGACGUUUCCUUCUGGGUGUUACAAACUUCGUGGCAAAAUUAAUAUACCCUGUUCAGGGUAUAAAAAUACUAACGACUAAAGUUAUAUAUAAACGUAUGUAGAUUCAUAAAAAUUUAUGUAAACUCAGUUCGUUCUCGAAUAAAACUUUAUUUGUUUGCAGUAAUAAUACGUUUCUAAUAAGAAUAAUCUACAAAACAUGUUCCAUUAUUAUACAAUAUAACAUAAUUAUAUAUAAACAGUUAUAGUUAAAAGCUUUAAAUACAUACAUCAAUAAGAUAUAUAGUAUUUGUUAAAAUUCCGAAAAAUUUGCUCAGCUUACAAUAAACGUUAAGUAUAGUAAUACUGUAAUAUAUUAGAGAUUAAAAAUAUAAAAUUGCCUUUAUAUGGAAAAUGUUCACAUAUCAAAAGUCAGUGAAAUUUAUAUUCUCGAAACGUUCAUAGUAGUAGUGUAUAUACUCAUACAUUUUGCAAAUGUCAAAAGAAGUAUAGUAAAUUACAUAUAUAUAUAUAUAUCUAUAUUUUCAUAAAUAAAAGUAAAAAGACAACUAACCUAAA